Molecule: messenger RNA, 1729 nt
Organism: Bipolaris sorokiniana ND90Pr
Lineage: Eukaryota; Fungi; Ascomycota; Dothideomycetes; Pleosporales; Pleosporaceae
Exons: 4
Coding region: 1-1626 (541 amino acids)
Biological process (GO): transmembrane transport
Molecular function (GO): transmembrane transporter activity
Source: RefSeq, a predicted model, not a curated record
AUGGGACUCAAAGACAAGCUACUCAGAAGACCUUCUGUCAAUUCAGACGAAUCAAAAGAUGCCCUCGUCCUGCCCAGAUGGUCUUUUGAACGUAGCGACCAUUCGAUUCUAAGCACUGAGCGGUUGUUCCGACAGUGGAAUCAGUCCGACGACCAGAAUACACGAUACGACGCCGGCCAUCUGAUCGAGGAGGAGGAUAGUAUUAAACUUAGGGAGGUGAUUGUCACCUGGGACGGCCCAAACGAUCCUUCCAACCCUCUGAACUGGAGCAACAGACAGAAAUGGAUAACCACAAUCCUCGUCUCCCUCUUCACAUUCAUCUCACCGUUCUCAUCCACAAUGGUAACACCCGCGUUACCCACCAUCGGCAAGGAAUUCGAUAUAGACGAAGGCUUCAAGCGGCAGCUCGUCAUGACAAUCUUCCUCCUCGGCUACGCCCAAGGCCCCUUCGUCCUCGCCCCUCUGAGCGAAAUCUACGGCCGCGUCACCGUCCUCCAGUACGCCAACCUCAUCUACCUCCUCUUCAACACAUGCUGCGGCUUCGCACAGACCGGGCCGCAGAUGCUCGCGUUCCGGUUCCUGAGUGGCCUCGGCGGCGCGGCGCCACAAGCUUUGUGUAGUGGUGUCCUAGCAGACACCUGGAGCAAAGAAGAACGCGGCAAAGGCCAAGCCAUCUACGGCAUCCUCACCUGGCUCGCCCCCUGCAUCGCCCCCAUCUGCGGCGCCUACAUCUCCACCGGAGCAAGCUGGCGCUGGAUCUUCUUCGCCACUUCCAUCUUUACAGUCUUUGUGCAACUCACCGCGCUCUUCUUCCUCGCCGAGACCUUUGCCCCCGCUAUCCUUGCUAAAAAAGCAAAGGCUAUUCGCCACGAUAUGCAGGAUGAGACUGUGGUUGUCCGCACGGAGUUCGAGACGGGAGACCGUAUGAGUAGGAUUCUGAGGAAGAGAUUGGUCUUGCCGUUUAUUAUGAUGUUUACGCAUCCGGCGACGCAGGCGCCGUCACUGUAUCGCGCAUUUUUGUAUGGGGUUAUGUAUCUCAUGCUCUCUACAUUCCCGCUGGUUUUUGAAGAGGCGUAUGAUAUGAGUGUUGGUAACGCAUCACUCAAUUAUCUCUCGCUGUGUUUGGGGUUUAUGGUAGGGUUGCAGAUUUCGCAUCCGCUUAUGGACGGUCUCUACGCCCGCAUGAAAUCCUACUAUAACCUCACCGACGGCCUCCCUGAAUUCCGCGUCCCACCCAUGCUCAUCGCAGGCAUUCUGUGUCCGAUCGGACUCUUCAUAUACGGCUGGACGGCACACUACCACGUCCACUGGAUCGUGCCGAAUAUCGGUGCUGCAAUCGUGGCUGUGGGUCUCAUCAUUGGGUUUCAGUGUAGUCAGGCGUACACAACGGAUGCGUAUGAAGCGCGGUAUGCGGCGUCGGCGGCGAGCGUGGGUGCGUUUAUGCGGACCAUGUGCGGAUUUAGCUUUCCGCUGUUUGCGCCGCAGAUGUAUGAGAGCAUGGGGUUGGGUUGGGGGAAUAGUUUGUUGGCGUUCUUGACGCUGGGAAUUGGGUUGGUUGGACCUGUGGGGCUAUGGUUUUAUGGGCCAAAAUUGAGGAAGAUGAGUUGGAGGGGGUUGGAUUCAUGAUUGUGAGAGAUGAGGAUGAUGAUUUUUUUUCUGGGUUUUGGAUUGCGUGAUGACUGCGCCCUGAUUUUUCUAUGUAGAAUAUUUCUUUUAUGUAACUUCUCAG